Molecule: messenger RNA, 440 nt
Organism: Saccostrea cuccullata (small rock oyster)
Lineage: Eukaryota; Metazoa; Mollusca; Bivalvia; Ostreida; Ostreidae
Exons: 4
Source: RefSeq, a predicted model, not a curated record
UCCAUUAACACAAAGUCUUGGUAAAAAAGUAAAUGAUGCAAUCUCUUCUUGUAUUUGUCAUAUCAGUUGCAUCAAUAAAAACACUGCAUGGAAGCAAUGGAGUUAUGUAUCCAUCGUCAUUGUCAACGCUUAAUGAAGUUCCCAAUUGUCCUAGAAAUCAACAUGAUUGGGAAAAAGCUGCAGCCAGAAAGGAUUGCAACCAAAUUAGUAAAAGUGACAACAAGCCCUUUGUUUAUCACUGUUUAAUAAAUGAAUGGGCAAAUGCUACAGUUGAAGUAUGUGCUCCAACAUGGUUUGUCUCAGGAUUCUGUGCAAUGUACAGUUCUUCCGAUGCAAGAGUUAUUGACAACUUUAACUACGACUGCACCCAUUACACCCCUCCUUGUCCACAACGAUACAUUUCAUCAGAGGCUUACAAAUAUGGCGUUUGCUAUGACAUU